Messenger RNA from Nematostella vectensis (starlet sea anemone), 1772 nucleotides. RefSeq names its product nardilysin-like. Lineage: Eukaryota; Metazoa; Cnidaria; Anthozoa; Actiniaria; Edwardsiidae. Bases 16 to 894 code for a protein of 292 amino acids. The transcript is spliced from 8 exons. Gene Ontology annotation, molecular function: metal ion binding. The record is from RefSeq and is a predicted model, not a curated record.
UCUGGUGUUGUGCAGAUGCGUGUUGUCCAGUUGCUUGUUACAUGGUGUUAUUAUACAAGUGCUAGAAAAUACCUAUGUUACAACGUGUUGAUCGGUUCAUUAUCUGGUGUUGUGCAGAUCCGAGUUGUCCAGUUACCACGUGGCGAGUGUAUAUGCCGUAUCCCUGGCAUGAACAAGGACAGUAACUCUGUCGUAAUCCACUACUACCAGUACGGCGCGGCUACUGUUGAGGAUUUUGCCAGACUUGAAUUGCUCAUGAUGAUGAUGGAAGAACCCUGUUUCGACAUUCUCCGCACUCGAGAACAAUUAGGGUAUUCUGUGUCCUGUACUUGCCGCAACACUUUUGGUGUUCUUGGCUUCUCUGUAUCGGUCCAGACACAAGCUGAAAAGUUCAGUGUGGAGCAUGUCGCGUCCAGGAUUAACGCUUUCAUCGACGAAUUCAGAGAAAUACUGGAGAAGACUUCAGAAGAAGACUUUAAAAGCCAGGUGGACUCACUGAUCGAGAUCAAGCGUCAUGAUGACCUGUGCCUCGCGGACGAGGCUGAUAGGAACUGGUACGAGGUGCUGGAUCAGACCUACUUAUUCGACAGGAGAACUAAAGAGGUGGAAGCCCUAUCUAAAGUGACCAAGAGUGAACUGCUCAACUGUUUCGUCAGCUACGUUUCUGGUGGAGAUCAUUACUCUAAGCUUAGCGUCCAGAUCGUUGGCUCAGGAGAGUCUGAGAACACUCUUCCCAGUCCCGACUCUACCAUGGAGGUCGACAAUGGCCUGGGAGAGAAGGAGGAAUGGGUACUGAGGCCUGUACCUGUGGAGGGAAAGGAUUUCAUUUCUAUUACGAAUAUUGAGGAGUUCAAGCGAUCCAGGCCGAUAUUUCCCGUGCUGAAGAUCACGUGAUGAUAGCUAUUUAUUACUAUUAACGCUACCCGAUAUUUGCUAACCUGAGCUACAAGUUGGGUGGAGAUAGCUAUCUAUUACUAGUAACGCUACCCGAUAUUUGCUAACCUGAGCUACAAGUUGGGUGGAGAUAGCUAUCUAUUACUAGUAACGCUACCCGAUAUUUGCGCUUUUGCACAAGCCUUUAGAGUUUAAUCGGGCUGUAUUUAUUACUAGUUGUACUAAAUGCGUCCCCCAUGCGUGCUUAUUUCAAGUUUUGGAUUCUUUGUACACUCUGGAAAGCAGUUUGAUUUUUUUCUAUAAACCUUAUUGAAACUAUAUUUCGCUGGAUAUCAGUGAAGGGAUCUUCUGGAGCGAGAAUUGCUCUUCCAUCAAAGAGGCCACAUAAUUCAGGCUUUCCUCUCAUCUUGUGUAAGGAGGAGAAGUCGAAAUCCCUGUACAGGUUACAGCGGAUAUUUUUCUUUUUUAAACGAGGUUGACAAGGUUCCACAAAACAUUUGACUGUUAAACCGGUCGUUUAUUUACUGUAAACUAGAUAAUAUUUUUAAUAUCUUGAAUGCUUUCACACAUCAAACUGUUUCAAAAUAUGUGUGUGUGUUAAAUUUCCGGAUAUUAAAGUUCGCGUCAAUUAAAUUUCUGUUCUUUUUUUAUUCUUUAUCCGGUUCCUGAAAAGAAUAACGGUGGUUGGCUCAGUUUAGCUUAUUAGAAACGACGUCUAAAACUGCAAAAAAAUCACAGCUGUUACUGCACUGUCAAAAAGCCACUGUAUUUUUAAAAGUUCGUAGUCCUCUAGUGGUACUUUAUUCCACUUUCCAAAGAUAGUGGUCACCACACCAGUUUUUUCGCAUUGUGUAAAUAAAUUAAUAUAUUGGACUAUG